AUGGAUGAAAACACUACAGCGCUGAGAGUAUUCGAGACAGUACCCACCGGUGGUGAAAAUCAUGGUCUACAGGCAGACGCCGAUGCUGCAGACCGCCUAACUUCGGAAAAGAAGAUAUGUGAAGUGGAGAAGGAUCCCAAGGUUUUACUUGUUUUGAUUGCAGCUGGCUUGGCCACAGCACGUCCAGAACCACCACGUGACAGCUACAGCGCCCCACCCCCCAGCAGUUAUCAACCAUCGGCGCCCAGCGGCGGCUAUGGGCCACCACCGGUAUAUGGACCACCACAACAACCACCUGUGGUACAUAAGCAUGUCUAUGUGCAUGUGCCACCACCAGAACCAGAAUAUCAGGCACCAAGAAAACCCAUUGUCUUCCCACCACCACAGAAGCACUACAAAAUCGUUUUCAUUAAGGCGCCAUCACCACCAGCACCAACCGCACCAGUGAUUCCAGUUAUACCACAAAACGAAGAGAAGACACUGGUCUAUGUGUUGGUCAAGAAACCCGAAGAACAACCCGACAUCGUCAUUCCCACACCGGCACCAACACAACCCAGCAAACCCGAAGUUUACUUCAUUCGCUACAAGACACAAAAGGAAGAGACCGGCCCAUACCCGAACAGCAUUGCGCCACCACCAUCGGGCGAUUAUGGUGCACCAGCAGCGCCAUCGGCACCCUCAGCGCCCAGCUCAUCAUAUGGUGCACCAUCGCACUAA
This is a messenger RNA of Bactrocera tryoni, 717 nucleotides long. RefSeq names its product proline-rich extensin-like protein EPR1 (gene TwdlE). The record is from RefSeq and is a predicted model, not a curated record. The transcript is spliced from 4 exons. Bases 1 to 717 code for a protein of 238 amino acids. NCBI's taxonomy places the organism in Eukaryota, Metazoa, Arthropoda, Insecta, Diptera, Tephritidae.